Oncorhynchus kisutch (coho salmon) is the source of this 7446-nucleotide messenger RNA. Its product is annotated as glucocorticoid receptor. The record is from RefSeq and is a predicted model, not a curated record. NCBI's taxonomy places the organism in Eukaryota, Metazoa, Chordata, Actinopteri, Salmoniformes, Salmonidae. The coding region runs from base 439 to 2856 and encodes 805 amino acids. Gene Ontology annotation, cellular component: nucleus. The transcript has 11 exons. Gene Ontology annotation, biological process: regulation of DNA-templated transcription; nuclear receptor-mediated glucocorticoid signaling pathway. Gene Ontology annotation, molecular function: nuclear glucocorticoid receptor activity; zinc ion binding; steroid binding.
AUUUUGUAUGUUUUUUCCCCCCCCUCAGAGGUUAGCGCCUACUUUCCUUUUGGCUGUGAACACCACAGCUAAUUCCGUGCAUUUCGGACUCAAUUGGAUACCUAACACAUUGUAGUGGAUUGGAUGAUCCGAUCGAUUACUUGCUUCUUCGUGUCCUGAUACGAUUUGCAAGGAGAACGCAAUCGGAUGUUUUCGUGUUUCUAGCCGGUUUGCAAGCAAAACAACACCAAACAAAAACAACCAUGCAUGGAGUCACAACUACAAAACGCCUGAGGGGCAUGUUAUUUGAUACAUGUCCAUAUUAGCCUACACGUGGCAGACACCGAUCUAGCGCCGCACCAGGGGUAUAUUCAUUAUGCCGAUUGCAACAGAAACAGGUUUACUCCAAAUGGAAAACGUUUUGCAAUGAAGUCUAUUGAAUAAAUUCAGGAUCAUAAGAUGGAUCAAGGAGGAGUGAAGAAGAGCAGGAGUAACAACGACAACAGCCGAGUUAAGCUCCUUCUGGGCGAAACGCCCUCAGAGAGAACCCCUCUCACUGGUGCUCCCUGCAGUGCCAUGUCCGUUGCUUUGGCAACCACCACCACCACCUCCUUCCUUCCAUCCAGCCAGCUGAUGCAACCAGGUGACGUGCCCAGCGGACUCAGUAACAGCCCUCCUCCCUCAGGUGAGGACCUCGCUUCAGCCUCCGUGGGCCUCUACCUGGAAGACCCAGAGCCUCCCGCCACAAAGCUCCUGCCCCAACAGACUAACACGUCCCUGGGCCUUGGACUCUUCACCCUUGGGGAUACCUACUCCCGCCUGGAAGACAGCAUCGCUGACUUCCACCGCUCCUCACCCAGCAUGGACUCUCUGAUCGGGGGCUCGGACCCUAACCUGUUCCCCAUGUCCAUGAGGACGGAGACAGACUUCUCCCGGGACCAGGACCUUAUGGAUAUGGACCAGGAAGGGUACAUUGGAAAAGACCAGAAACUGUUCAACGACAACACUCUGGAUCUCCUCCAGGACUUUGAGUUGACAGGCUCCCCCUCAGACUUUUACGUAGGGGACGACGCCUUCCUUUCCUCCCUGGCUGAUGACACUCUGCUGGGGGAUGAGAGCCAGGAUCGUGGGGUCUCCAACUCCACCUCCAAGCCAGCUGCUACUACGACCAAUAGUGGUGGUUUUAGCGGUUCCAACACCACCACAUUGAAUGGUAGCAAUCUACUAACAUGUCAGGAUGAAUCCAACUCCAGCACCCCUCUGACAGGCAACUCCCCGACCCCCAACACCUUUCCCGUGGUGAAGCUUGAGAAGGAAUCUGGCUUCAUCCAGCUGUGUACUCCAGGAGUGAUCAAACAGGAGAAGACCUCGGCCAUUCGUAGCUACUCCUGCCGAAUGAGUGGUAGUACCGGCGGCUCCACUUCCUCCUCCCCCUCAGAGCUGUCCAGCGCCAGCCCCAUCUCCAUCUGUGGGGUGAGCACCUCUGGAGGACAGAGCUACCACUUUGGAGUCAACAGCAGCAUCAACACCCCCUUGGCUUCCACUAGCAGUGGAGCUUCUCCGCAGAAGGACCAGAAGCCCUCUGUGUUCAGCCUGUAUCCUCCGUUGGUGACCGUAGGAGAGGCUUGGAACAACAGUAGCUAUGGGGACGGAGCUUCUGGAAUGCAAGGUCUCUCCAGCCCUACCUCCUCUUUCUCCAGCAGCUUUGCAAGUUCUACUUCCAGGCAGGGUGUUGGCGCUGCGUCGUGUACAACCCAGGGCAAGGCCGGGACCGCCCAUAAGAUCUGUCUGGUGUGUUCAGAUGAGGCGUCCGGCUGUCACUACGGGGUGCUCACCUGCGGAAGCUGCAAGGUGUUCUUCAAGAGAGCCGUGGAAGGUACGGUGGCAAGGGGGCAACACAACUACCUGUGUGCUGGGAGGAAGGACUGCAUCAUCGAUAAGAUCAGAAGGAAGAACUGUCCAGCCUGCCGCUUCCGCAAGUGUCUCAUGGCAGGGAUGAACCUGGAAGCUCGUAAAACCAAGAAGCUGAACCGUUUAAAGGGGGUGCAGCAGCCCACCAUGGCCGAGCUGACCCCCCGUCCGCUCCCAGAGGCCAGGUCGCUGGUCCCCAAGUCCAUGCCCCAGCUCACCCCCACCAUGCUGUCUCUACUAAAGGCCAUCGAGCCAGACACCAUCUACUCUGGCUACGACGGCACCCUGCCAGACACCUCCACCCGCAUCAUGACCACCCUCAACAGGCUGGGGGGGCGACAGGUGGUAUCAGCCGUCAAGUGGGCCAAGUCUUUGCCGGGGUUCCGGAACCUUCACCUGGACGACCAGAUGACUCUGCUGCAGUGUUCCUGGUUGUUCCUCAUGUCCUUCGGCCUGGGCUGGAGGUCCUACCAACAGUGUGACGGGAACAUGCUCUGCUUCGCUCCAGACCUCGUCAUCAACCAAGACCGUAUGAAGCUGCCCUACAUGGCAGACCAGUGUGAACAGAUGUUGAAGAUCUCCAGUGAGUUUGUCAGACUGCAGGUGUCCCAUGACGAGUAUCUGUGUAUGAAGGUUCUGCUGCUGCUCAGCACCGUGCCAAAGGAUGGUCUGAAAAGUCAGGCAGUGUUUGAUGAGAUCAGGAUGUCCUACAUCAAGGAGUUGGGGAAGGCCAUCGUCAAGAGGGAGGAAAACUCCAGCCAGAACUGGCAACGCUUCUACCAGCUCACCAAGCUUCUUGACUCCAUGCACGAGAUGGUUGGUGGGCUGCUCAACUUCUGCUUCUACACGUUCGUCAACAAGUCUCUGUCGGUGGAGUUCCCAGAGAUGUUAGCAGAGAUCAUCAGCAACCAGUUACCAAAAUUCAAAGCUGGGAGCGUCAAGCCCCUCCUCUUCCACCAGAAAUGACUGUGUGGUGCUUCCGCCACCAAGACACAAUGCCUUAAAAUCCCCUCACCUUUCCCCUGACAGAGGGAGACCAGGAAGAAGAGAGGACCGAAGAGGAGAUGCUGUUUUGGGAGAAAGUAUACAAAGUACAAGGGUUUGGGGAUUUGGGGAUGAAACAUGGAGGAGGAAGGAGAGAUUUGUCAAGAGGCAGACGACAAGAGGGAAAGAGCACAGAGUUUUUUUGUUUCGUUUAACAUCUAUGAUCCAGUAUGCAGUAUAACAGUAGAAAUAAAUGUCUUAAGUUUAAAGAUAAUCAAGGAUUGAAAUAAACUAACCAUGUUUUCUCAGGUGUAUCACCCUCAGAAUUUAACAAUAUCUAGAUUAAACAAGUAUCUUAUGUACAGAUUAUUAAGAUGCUAUUUUUUACAGCCACAGGUUUAUACAGUUUAUUACACAGGUAAUUUCUUACCUCAGCAAAGGUAAACACUAUAACUCUUGUGAUGUUUUCCCACAGGUUUAGCUACUGGGUAUUCCUCUACCUACUGUCGUGUUUAGAACCUGGUUGUAACAGAGUUGAUUAUCAAGUCACAUGACAUAAAACAUCUCGUUUUGUUUCGUUAACUGUCUUUACAAAAGCAUGUUUGCAUAGCUUUUAAAAAAAAAAACAUUUUUAAGUCAGGCAUAACAUUAUGAAUUUUUUUUUUUUGUAAUGUAAGCGUACAGUACACAAUUCACAGACCUAUCUUUGUCUACGUUUAGGCUACACGCUGGCUGCCAGGUUUACACACACACACACACCGUCGAUCAGAAAAAAGGGAGAGAAAAAAAGAUGUGCCUUUUUAGCUUGACGUCUGAUUUUAGCCGUUCUCUGACUGUCCGAGGACGUUCUUCUUUCACCAUCACGGUUGACCCUCAGUGUAUGUGAUUGUUUUCUUCCUGUUACAUGCAGUUUCAGUCAGUUUUCCUUUUUAAAAUGGCUGCCAUGUUUGUCUGUUGCUAUUGCAGCUCGGUUAUGGAUUCUCAGUUGUGAGAUCAAUCGAUCUAAUAAUACUCCCAAUCUACAUACAGUAUUCCCUUCCUGAUCUCUUGUUCACAUCUCUAUUUUAAAUACUAUUUUAGCACUAUGCCCCCCCACCCCUCUACUAAACUGAGAGAAUGUGAAAGUAAGUAGUAGAAAAGAUGUCUUUAACUCUAUUGGAUGUUUGUAAAAGGAAGCUAUUAAUUGUCACCAUUAACUUGUUAUUUUUGUCAGCAAAAUGUAACUGGGUAUUUAACUAGGCAUGUCAGUUAAGAACAAAUUCUUAUUUACAAUGAUGGCCUACUGGGGAACGCACAACAGAUUUUUACCUUGUCAGCUCGGGGAUUCGAUCCAGCAACCUUUUGGUUACUGGCCCAACGCUCUAACCACUGCCGUCAGUCAGUGAACUUCUUCCUGUUGCUUUUGUUUUAACUGUCGUUUUUUUGCCCAUUGUCAUUGUUGGAAUGUGUCGGAGAGAGAGAGAUGCGUCAGCCAAUCAAAAAUAGAGAGUUUGAGAACGCAUCGGUGGCCCCAAAACCAGGCCGGUUGCUAUGGUUUCCCUAACCGUAAUAUUUGAUGGGAGUAUGGCAGUUCUUGAAUUUAGUUGUACAGUAGUUCUUGGUCACUUUAGGAAAGGCAGAGGGCUUCAGUGUUUGGCCCUCAAUACUCUAUAUGCUGCUUUCUGUAUGAACACAGGUGUGUUUGAAUGGAUAGUAGAGUGGUAUGGGAAUGAAACAUGGGUAACUUGUCACUAUUGAUCCCUAAAGAGUCACUUAUAUUCUGGCAACAGUGACAUGUCACUGACAUAUCAGAUAAUUUGACCGUUUUACGAGACAAACCAGCGAUCCACAGGGGGUUCCAGAGAACUGCCACUGAUGGACUAGGUCUAGGACAACCUCUUAACCCACCGAGGCACCUUGCUUACAUCUUAGCUCUUUGUGUGUGUUUUACUAAAAACGUUUUCCAGUAAAGCACUUAGUACUAACAUCCUUCUCUGUCAUCUUGUGUUUUGCACUCAAACUGUGUGUCGUCCCAAAUGACACCCUUGUUCCCUUUGUAGUGUGUUACUUAUGACCAGAGGAGGGCUCUGGUCCAAAGUAGUGCACGAGAUAGGGAAUAAGGUGCCAUUUGGGAUGUAGCUUAGUUGAUGGAGGGCAUAGCUUAGUUGAUGGAGGGCAUAGCUCUCCAUCUUCUGUCCUCUGGGAGUUUCAGUGCCAAACUUGAACUUUCUCUUUUUUUUCAGGUUUGGAAAACAGUCCUCGUUUUAACAGUUGUCAGUGUUUAUUUCAGAAAAAGAUGAGGGAGAGAGAAAAAAAACAACUUAAAGCGCUUAUGUCCACCGUGGAUUGAGUGGAUUAUUACAGAAACUAAAAAGGUGAACUAUUGACCUUUUUUAGUGUUUUCAUCCACACUAGAGAUUCCCUAGCAUAAAUAUAGAUAGCAGGUUGACCCUAACAAACCCUUUCUAUACACAUGUACUUAGGUAGUUUAAUGAGUCCAACAUGAAUUUGUAAUAUGUUGUCACCAAAAACAUUUUCCUGCUUUGUCAUUCAUGUUUUGCUUCUGUGCAGAUUUUUUGUUCUUUCUCCCGUGAAACACAAACCAACCCAGGUAUCAAAAUGAAUGUGAAUCUCUACUAGGUCAGGCGGAGAUGACUUAAGUUCUAGGGGGAGGGCAUAGUGUCUGCUGGUCCUGGAGGGAGGGCAUAGUGUCUGCUGGUCCUGGAGGGAGGGAGGGCAUAGUGUCUGCUGGUCCUGGAGGGAGGGCAUAGUGUCUGCUGGUCCUGGAGGGAGGGAGGGCAUAGUGUCUGCUGGUCCUGGAGGGAGGGAGGGCAUAGUGUCUGCUGGUCCUGGAGGGAGGGAAGGCAUAGUGUCUGCUGGUCCUGGAGGGAGGGAGGGCAUAGUGUCUGCUGGUCCUGGAGGGAGGGAGGGCAUAGUGUCUGCUGGUCCUGGAGGGAGGGAGGGCAUAGUGUCUGCUGGUUACUUGUCCUAACUCCUGGCACGUAUUUAAUCCAUUACUUUUACUAGUUGCUCUGAGAGGGCAACAUACCUGGUUAAAUUCAGUCACUGGUUUAAAGGAAGAGACAAAAAACCAGGAGACAUUCUAAAAAUGUAUGGUGAUGCCACACAUUUGAGGGGAAUUUGAGAAAAUUGUUAACCUGAGACCUGAAGCGAUUGAAUAGUUGGGGUGUUCCAACUUCUCACCGAACUGGCAUUAAAAAUACAAUGCUAGUUAUUUGUUGCCGUCGUUGCUCUAUUUACGUGUUGGAAAAAUGACUAUUUUAUUAUUUUCAUACACUAUGCCAACAUCUAAUAAAAAGCUAUACAUUAGUGAUUCUUAAGAACAACUAUACCAUACUCAGGUUGUUGUCAUUGGUUAAACAUGUAUGUGGUCAUCUAUGUUGAUGGAACAGUUUAAAACCAAAAACAUUCGGUUUUGAUUCCCAACAUUGUGUGUUUUUGUGACAUUCAUUAAUUAACAGUCAGGUUAAAUAAAAGCUCACCUGGCCAUUCAGGUAAGUUAGUUUCAUACUGGACAUGCCAAAGUCAUUUGAUGUUCUCACUACUUGGUUAGCCAUUGUUAGCUUCCCAAUCUAUCCUAAAGGAAAAUAUUAGAUUUUCUUUCAAUUGUGGUACAAACAUAGUUGAGCAAAACCAGCAAACUAGUUCUCCCGAUCUAAACAGCUCCUUCUGGAUUACUUUGACAUUCAGUGUGGCUACAAGUUGUUCUCUGCUGUUGCCUUUCAUAUAACCGGUAUGAAACCACAAACUACUCACCUCUCCUUAUCCAAAAAAUGUAUUGGGUCUCUGUGAAAUUGUAUCAUACAGUACAUUUUUGACAAGGAAAUCUGAAAAUAUGCAAUACGAAUUACAAAUACAUGACUUACUUGUUGCUCUAAACAAGAGCAUAUGUGUACUAUGUCAUUUCUUCUUUUUCUUUUACAAUAUAAGCUAUUUUAGACAGAAAAUGUUCACUUUAGUGAACUAUUCUCUGUAUUUCUCUGCAGGACAGAUUUUCAGGAAACCUUUCAAUAGUGUCAAUAUAUACCAUUUAUUUAGACAACACAGUUCCAGUAUAUUACAUUUUUCUAUCAGGUGGCCAAAGCAAAGUUCAGCAUAUUUUCCUGUCGUUUUAGUGGCUCGUGGAACGACAGACGUGCAGGGCUUUUCUGUUUCAUAACACAUUUUAUAUAUAUUUUCUUUCUUUUUGUAUAGCUUUGGUCAAAUGUUGUGUACUAAUAUUAUGAAUAUAGUAGUCAGUCAAAAAGUUCACAAAUCAACCAGUUUGAACCUAACAAUUUCCUCUGCCCCAAAAUAUUGUUUUGAAUUUCUAUUUUGUAUCAAACAUAUGCAGUCAUGAACUUCUGAAGGUAUUAUCAAGGGCAGAACGAUGAUUAUUCACUGGUAUAUGCUGUUCUCUGAAGCUUAUUUGUUUUGCUUGUACACAAUUAUGUACAUAUAAUCCAAAGUAAAGGAAAACAAUUUGUUGUGUUUCUCCCACAAAUAAUAAUAGUUUUCUAUAUCCUGUGUAUUAUUGCUAAUCUGUAGUAGGUCAUGUUGAUGCUUUUCCUUCCAUUAAAUGUUGGAACUACG